UCUUCACUGCGAAGGCAAGUUAAUUGCAAAAUCUCAUAGAGGAUCUUUUGUUUCGCACCCAAUCCUCCGGCUAAAGCGUGACAAAAUCUCUGUAAUGCACUCUAAGGAUCACCAAGCCGCCGAACCAGACGACGACGAAGAAAAAGAAAAAGAAGAGGAGAGAUAAAUGGUUCCUGCGAUUCCUCAAGCAGCAGCAGCAGCAGGAAUCUCCACCACCACUCGCACUAGUAAACCGCCUCCAGAUCCGGAAGAUAAACCUCAACCCAACCACAAUGGCGGAAGAAGACCUAGACUCAAAAACGUCCCCUCUCGCUACUUAUCAUCAUCCCCUUCUCCUUCUCCUUCCCCUUCUCACUCAACCUCCUCUACCACUUCUUCUUCUUCGUCUGCAUUACUCAAGACGAGUAAGCGAUAUCCUUCCCCACUGCUCCCUCGCGCUUCUAAUUUCACUAAAACGCCUUCCUCGCUCCUCAAUCGGUCCCAAUCCGUAGACCGCCGCCGGCCUCCCGUCACCGAACUGUCGGUGGCCGCGAAGAUGCUCAUCACUUCCACCAGGAGCUUAUCUGUUUCCUUCCAAGGAGAGGCGUUCUCCCUUCCGAUUAGCAAGAAGAAGAAGGAGACUACUACUACUAGUACUACUACCACCACGCCGGUUUCUCACCGGAAACCUACUCCCGAUCGGCGGAAGCCGACUCCGGUUCGAGAUCAGAGGGAGAACUCAAAUCCGGUGGACCAGCAGAAACUCUGGCCUGGCGCUUCAAGGAGAGGAACUUCCGAAUCUGCGCCGAGUUCACUUUCUAGAAAUGUGGAUGAUGAUAGAGGAAAGAAGCUUGGAUCUAAGUUUGUGGGAACGUCAAUGUUGCAGCAUUCUCUGAUUGAUGAGAGUUAUAGGGUUUAUACUGAUGGGAGGAGACUAGGUUUAGAUUUGGGAGAAGUUGAUGGAGUUUUGGAAUUGAGAGAUGAGAGAAAGACAAGUGUCGUCGUCACAAGCACUACUGACUUUACUGCGUCUGAUACAGAUAGUGUUUCAUCUGGUAGCACUAAUGGUGCGCAGGAACGUGGUGAAAUCUCUAAAAGGAGCUUACAAUGUAACAGUAUGGCUUCUGCUAAGUUUUGGCAAGAGACUAACACCCGGUUACGACGGUUGCAGGAUCCUGGUGGCUCACCUCGGUGCUCUACUCCGAGUUCGAGGAUCAGUAGUAUGUCAACAAAGCUGACCCAGUCUAAACGGUUCUCUAGUGAUAGUCCGUCGUUGGUGUCAUCUCCUCGUGGUCAUGCUUCUCCGAUAAGAGGUGCUGUUACUACUCGGCCUGCUUCACCGAGUAAGGUUUGGGCGACAGGUCAAGCUAGGGCAGUUUCAAGUCCUUCUCGUGUGAGGAAUGGAGUUUCUGAGCAGAUGAACGCUUAUAACCGCAUCUUGCCUUCGAUUCUUUGUUUCUCUGCUGAUAUUAGGAGAGGGAAAAUUGGGGAGGAUCGGGUUGUGGAUGCCCACUUGUUGAGGCUUUUGUAUAACCGUCAUCUUCAGUGGCGGUUUGCCAAUGCCAGGGCUGACUCCGCUUUCAUGGUGCAGAGACUGAGUGCAGAGAAAAACCUGUGGAAUGCUUGGGUAUCAAUCUCGGACUUGCGCCAUUCUGUCACUCUGAAACGGAUCAGGUUGCUCUUACUGAAGCAGAAAUUGAAACUAGCUUCCAUCUUGAAGGAGCAGAUGAGUUACUUAGAAGAAUGGUCUCUUCUAGAUAGAGAUCAUUCAAAUUCUUUGUUAGGAGCAACUGAAGCCUUGAAAGCCAGCACACUUCGUCUUCCAAUAAUUGGAAAAGCUGUGGUAGAUGUUCUAGAGCUUAAGCAUGCUAUUAGUUCAGCUGUUGAUGUCAUGCACGCUAUGGCGUCUUCCAUAUUCUCGCUCACAUCGAAGGUGGAUGAAAUGAAUUCAGUAAUGGCGGAGAUGGUGAAUAUCACUGCACAAGAAAAGGUCUUGCUUGAACAGUGUCAAGGAUUCUUAUCAAUAGUAGCAGCUAUGCAGGUUAAAGACUGUAGCAUGAAGACGCACAUAAUACAACUAAGCCGGAAACUGACUUCACAACUGUAGAAAUUGAUGGGUUUAUGACUCUACUCUCACACCACUGCCGACAUGAUUUCUAACCAUGCUUACGUUCCCACGACCUUUAUCAUUUUCAACCGGAUUAAGGUGAGACUCUCGAGGGAUAUCUGUUUCCUUGCGUAAGUUUCUUGUUUUUGGAGAUUACAUUAGAGAAAGUUAAAAGAAUAGAAUGUGGUGCUUUUUUUUUAACCUAUGAAGUUCAGCGUUAAUUGUAUACAAUGAAUCGUUCUCUUUGGUUCUCUAAUGAAGAAAAAAGUGUAUAUAAAAGAAAGGUUCUCUAACGA
Raphanus sativus (radish) is the source of this 2382-nucleotide messenger RNA. Its product is annotated as protein SNOWY COTYLEDON 3. The record is from RefSeq and is a predicted model, not a curated record. Lineage: Eukaryota; Viridiplantae; Streptophyta; Magnoliopsida; Brassicales; Brassicaceae. Gene Ontology annotation, biological process: spindle assembly; centrosome cycle. Gene Ontology annotation, cellular component: cytoplasm; nuclear microtubule; centrosome. The transcript is spliced from 6 exons. Gene Ontology annotation, molecular function: microtubule binding. Bases 167 to 2086 code for a protein of 639 amino acids.